This is a messenger RNA of Ornithodoros turicata, 1170 nucleotides long. Its product is annotated as venom allergen 3-like. Bases 134 to 904 code for a protein of 256 amino acids. NCBI's taxonomy places the organism in Eukaryota, Metazoa, Arthropoda, Arachnida, Ixodida, Argasidae. The record is from RefSeq and is a predicted model, not a curated record. Gene Ontology annotation, cellular component: extracellular region. The transcript is spliced from 8 exons.
GACUCCUACAUCAACACAAGCAUCACUAACAGCUUCGUCUUCCAGCCGCGAAAGAAACCGAAGUCUUGUCGCCUGCGAACCUGACUGCGAAUCGGCCUUGGUGUCAAGUCUGCGAAAGGAAACAACCAGAAGAAUGCUGACCUCAGCCACUAUCUUGUGGUGCACGGUAUUUUAUGCAACAUUCAGCCUUGCGGCGUCGCAGCGCUGCAACUACAAGAAUCCCACCCACACCAUGUGUCUCUACAAGGCUCGGGCAUGUCCUGGAAAGCAACUCAUCCGAUCCGGCGGCGUGACGAAGGCUUACCAGGAGUACAUCGUCGACCUUCACAACCAGUUGAGAGGCUGGGUGGCCGGAGGGUACCAGAAGGGAUAUCCGGCAGCAGUCAACAUGAGGGCACUAACAUGGGACAAUGAAUUGGCUUCUAUCGCGCAGAGGUGGGCAGACCAGUGUACAAGUGGUCACGACAAGAACAGGGACGUGCGACAAUACCCGGUGGGCCAGAACGUAGCUGCGACGUGGUCGUUCGACGAGGAGGACAAUCUGCUGGACGAGCCUGAUUGGGGUAGCCAAAUAUACGCCUGGUACGAGGAGUGCACAAAUGGAGGCUUCAAGGCCAGCUACAUCAAUCCCUUCCGGUUCAGCAAGUCUUGGGGUCACUUUUCUCAGAUCGCGUGGGCAGAAACAACCAAGAUUGGAUGCGGCUACUCCUACUUCAGGCAGGACGGCCGCGGUCUCACCAAGCUGUACGUCUGCAACUAUGGGCCAGGAGGCAACGUGAUCGGUGGAUCCAUGUACGAGAAGGUUAAGAGAGCUGUAUGCAAGGAUGGAUUUCGCCAAUCCCUCAACACAUAUCUUGGACUCUGUGACAAGGACCCGGACUACGUCGAGCGGACAACUCGCUAAGCGUCAGCCCCAACCAGCAAAGGCCUACUGAGGGCUGCGGUGCAAUGAAACUUUUCAUCGAAAAAGAAAAACCUGCUUGGUCCGAUACUUUUGAGUUCCAUAACCAUAAUCACCACAAGGGCCCCAUGAAUCACGAAAAAAAGGAACGAAAGAGCAAGUACUGUGACGUGCAUCAUUAUUAUGCAAGUAAGAUGUCGGUUAUCUACAGAAGUGCUGUACAAAAUGUUUUGUUGUAAGUAGAGAAUAAAGUGUCUAUCAUUUCAGUA